This is a messenger RNA of Cuculus canorus (common cuckoo), 2936 nucleotides long. It is a transcript of the gene FAABTP, whose product is annotated as transmembrane protein 19. Lineage: Eukaryota; Metazoa; Chordata; Aves; Cuculiformes; Cuculidae. The transcript has 8 exons. The coding region runs from base 259 to 1269 and encodes 336 amino acids. Gene Ontology annotation, cellular component: membrane. The record is from RefSeq and is a predicted model, not a curated record.
UUAAUGAAGGAAUAGGAAUAAAUCUCAUCAGAGCAAAGCAGCAGAACAGGCAGCUUCUGAUGAGAAACUUCAGUUGCUGAAAACAUUGGGUUAUCUGCAGUUCUUUGUCAUAGGAUUUAAGCUCGUCUUUCCUUUGAAGUACUUUUUCUGCACUGAUUCACCUGCAUCUGGACUGAACAGAAGUCUUGAAAGACUCUACUCAGGUCAUGCUUUGCAUCCUCUAGAUCUAGGUAAAUGGUGUUUUCCAUCUGACUUCCCAUGUCCUAUUCCGAUGAGGAUUCCUUCAAAGAAUGCCUUAAGAUGAUGGUCAAUAUUAUCAUCCUGAACUUGCUCAUUGGCAUUUCUGUGGUUUUCUGGGUCUUGUCCAUGACAGUGAGUACGUACUAUGAUACUUUACAUCCCAUUUCUCCAUGGCGCUGGCUUUUUUCAGUCUUUGUUCCACUAAUGAUUGCUACCCAGGGUCUUAAGAAGAAGAGUCUUGAUUACAGUGGUGCACUGGGAGGAUUGGUGGUUGGAUUUAUCCUUACAGUUGCAAAUUACAGUUUCUUCACUUCUUUGUUUGUAUUUUUUGUAACUUCUUCAAAACUUACUAAAUGGAAAAAAAAUAUAAAGAAACAGAUAGAUUCAGAAUACAAAGAAGGUGGACAGAGGAAUUGGGUGCAAGUAUUCUGUAACGGUGGUGUUCCUACGGAGCUGGCUGUCUUAUAUAUGAUAGAAAAUGGACCAGGUGAAAUUCCAAUCGACUUUUCAAAGCAGUACACGGCAUCGUGGAUGUGCUUGUCCCUUUUGGGAGCUUUGGCAUGCUCUGCUGGUGAUACUUGGGCUUCGGAGAUUGGUAGUGUUAUGAGUAAAAGCAAGCCAAGGUUGAUAACAACCUGGGAAAAGGUUCCAGUAGGUACUAAUGGAGGAGUCACUUUAGUGGGCCUGCUCUCAAGUUUUCUUGGGGGCAUGGUAGUAGGUAUAGCCUACUUUCUAACACAACUCAUUUUUGUGACUGACCUGGAGAUAUCUGCUCCGCAAUGGCCUAUUAUUGUGUUUGGUGCAGCAGCUGGCUUACUGGGAUCAAUUGUUGAUUCAUACUUGGGAGCUACGAUGCAAUACAGUGGUUUUGACCAGAAUAUUGGCAUGGUUGUCAAUCACCAAACAAAAGACUCCAAGCACAUAUCUGGAAAACCUAUAUUAGACAACAAUGCAGUAAAUCUUUUUUCUUCUAUAAUCAUAGCUUUGGCGCUUCCAGGCGUGGCACGAUAUUUCUGGCCCAGGGGUUGAAAUGGUUUAAGGUUUUCUGCAUGCGAUUCUUUUAUGUUCAGUCUUAAAGAAUCUGAAGAGUUCUCUUCAAACUCUCUUGAAGUGAGGAAUCUGAAACUUUCAGAAAGCCAAAAGACUUUCUGUCUCAAGUUAUUAAGCCUGUAAGCUUCAUAUAACAAUUGGCAUCUCUCAGGGCAAGGAAGGGGUUUUGUCAGUAUGCUCUUUCUGCUCUUUAAAUGGAUGUAGAUCAUUGCAGCUGAGGUGAAGCACUUCAUUUAUCCUCAUGGAGCUGAAGGGUUGGCAUCUGUUGGUGUCUCUCCAGUCCCCAGCAUCUGGAAGGGCAAGAAGCAGGAAAUGCAAGUCUAAUCCACAUCUGUCAGUGUGAUGGAGCAUUGUAGCUGUUGUCCAAGUCAGAUGCAAAGUACACUGUAACUGUAUGUAGGCAGUGGUAACAGGUGAAAUGGGUGAAUUCUGGUAUUUCCCGUAAUCUACAGUACUCGAGGUUUUAUGGAAAUACUGGAGAGGGGAAGUAAGCCUUGUUGCCUACUCUGUAUCCUGAUCUCCGUUUCCCUGAGAGUAGGGUUGGCAAAAGUGAUGUCACUACAUAUUUGAAGCAAAAGACUAAAUUUAAAGUAAAAACUCAGUAGAUUUUCCAGGAAGAAUAAGAAAUUUGUUGCCCUUUUGUGACAUCUUUAUUUUCAAAGUAACAGUAGUUAUUAAGGUUUUGUCAGUACUAUGGUACUUAUUAAAUUAUCUAAAAUUAAAGAGUACAGUUGUGAAUCCACAUUCAUUUUUCUUUGAAAUAGAACCUAUUUUUUAUAAGCAUGGAAUCAUUCCAUAAUGUUUAGCAUACUGACCGCACUAUACUCUUUUUGAUUCUUCUGGUGGAAGUGUUUCCCAUUUUGGUUGGAGUUGCUCUUCUAAGGUGAUGACCUCAGCCAAAGAAGCUACAGACGUUUAUCCUCAUAGUGAAUGGGGAAAAUCUUGCUUAUAAACCAUUUCAAAAUGGGAAUUUAACUUCUGGUGCUCAGGCAGAUUGUUACCUAUCUUCCAUCACUAAUUUGUAAAAUAGGUGAAAAUAAUUUAGCAUUUAGAUUGUAUUUAAACUUCAGAGGUUCCCUUAUAAUAACCUGUCACUGUCAACUUUCAAAAGGUAGGGCCCAUAUUGUUAACUUAUAAAAAGCUUUUUCUUUUUGUCUUAAAGAUAGGUGAGGUUUUUGUAUAAAACAUCUGAUUUGUUUAUGAAUGUCUUGUGUAUGUUGCUUGUCUAAUUCGCUUGAAUUGUGUUAUGUCACCUUUUAUGGGCACAUUCAAAAAAUUUUAAUACCUUCCUUGUUUCCCUUUUGAAAUCUAGUCUGUAUAAAUCUGUGAUUUAUCACUGGAACUAGUUCAGUGUUAUCCAGUUGCACAAAGGAGACUUCAAACUAGUAAAAGCUUUCUGAAAAGAACGAAUUAUGUGGCUGCUCUCUGUUCCUGUGGAAAAGGCACAAAAUUAUAAAAGGAAUAUAUGCACUUAAACUGUAACAAGAGGCACUUGAGAUUUUUAUGCAUUGUUUGGAUUUGUGCUGCUUCUGAAUAAACACUGUAUUAGCUGUCUUUUAAGAUUUUAUUGAUACUGUUGUGAUUUCUAGAAUUAUGAAACGUGCAAUUUCUGUAAGAUUCUUUCAUUUAAAUGCCUUAUUUUUUUU